This is a messenger RNA of Archocentrus centrarchus (flier cichlid), 6859 nucleotides long. It is a transcript of the gene pcnx2, whose product is annotated as pecanex 2. Gene Ontology annotation, cellular component: membrane. The transcript has 40 exons. The record is from RefSeq and is a predicted model, not a curated record. NCBI's taxonomy places the organism in Eukaryota, Metazoa, Chordata, Actinopteri, Cichliformes, Cichlidae. The coding region runs from base 261 to 6665 and encodes 2134 amino acids.
AGGGUGAUGAGGACCGCGGCAGCAGCAGCAGCAAUGCACGCAUCGACACUGAGAUGGAAAAAGGCAGACGAGAGGACAACGCUGAGGAUGACCGAGGCAUGAAAGAAAAAGCUCAGGAGUCGAGCUGCAUCGCGCCAACAUGGAGGCGUAGCGACAGUAGCAUGCAUGAUUAGAUAGAGGAGAUCAUUUCAUUGUAGCCUAGCAGCAGCACCAUCAUCAGUCAGUCCAACCUGAACGGAGAGGAGGGGAGAGGAGGGGAGAUGGGCUCCCAGGUUGUGCAGACCCUGCGUCAGGGAGUCUGGGCAUCUUUGACCGGGGGCUGGUACCACGACCCGGACCAGAACAAAUUCAACAACUCAUGCCACCUCUAUCUGUGGAUAUUUCUCCUGAUGUUGCCCUUGUCUCUCCAUCUGGCCUUGCCUCCUACUACAAUGGCUCUGAGCAUCUACUGCUCCUCCAUUACUGUCUUCUUCAUCCUUAUCAAGCUCGCCAACUAUCGGCUGCACUUGAUGUUCGACGAGGGUGAGGCAGUGGUCCGCAGCAGCCUCUCUGACCUCAGCAAGGCUCAGGAGAAGAAAAGUAAUGCCUCAGACUCCCGCUUGCCUGCCAGCAUCAGGAAGAGCAGCACAGUCCCUGACAGUGUUGCCAUGACUACAUUGGCUCGGAAGCGUCCCAGUUCAGUGAUCCAGGUGACCGUGAAACAGACUGAAACUGACCCGGGACUGAUUGGGGUGGACUGCUCAAAGUCAGAUGAGCUAAAGACUGUGGAAGAGCAGGGCAAAACUGCUGCAGAGGAGAGGCCUGUGGAGGGAGGCUUGCAGCCAAGCCCAGAGCCAUCUCCGGAUGAUCUCUAUAGCCCCAAUCCAGACCAGGCGGCCCCCCUGCUGCAGGCCCAGCAGAGGCCCCCAUCUCGAGCCGAAAGAGAGGAGAUCCAGUCUGAAUCUGCAGGUGCGACAGAGAAAAUUGAUACAGAAAUACUUGAAACUGCAGCUGCGAAAGAAGGGAUAGACAUUAAGAGCUCUUUGACAGAGAUUGACCAAUCGGAGCAGGAAAGGACAGCGGAGAAAGACUCUGAACAAGACAGAAUCGAGGAAAAAGACUCUGAGGAUAAAGAGACUGCAGACAUGGAAAUAGCUGAUGAAGGUUUGCCUCCAUCCAAGGGAAGUGAAGAUGAGAGCGAGGAGGAGUGUGAAGGUCAUAAAGAGCCCUCAGAUGCCAACAACAACUCACUGGAGACUCCCCGGGAGGACCAGGAGCAUAUCAUUGAUAUCCCAGAAUCUCCUGUACAGGCUGAGCCAGUGGAGGAAACAUACUGUUCUGAUGAGAUUGAGGUGGUUCUGGUAGACAACUCUGGCCCUGGGCCUGUGCCAGCUCACUUAGAUGAAAGUGACACAGUUAAGAUCAUCAUCACCAUGAGCUGUGACCCUCAGACUGCUGCUCAGUUGGAGGAGAGCGUCAAGCAGAGCCUUUUGGAGAAUGCACAGGCUCAGAAGGAUGCAGGAGAAAGUCACAUCAAGAUCCCUGUCAUCACCUUCGACUCCCCUGAAGAGGAGAAUCAGAAGCCGGAAGGGGGAGAGGAAGUGACUUGCUCAGAGGAUGACCCCACCCCGAAACAGCAAAUGACUACAAGCCAAAGUGAAGAGUUUCACUUGUGCAGAGAAACCACCAGCUCUGAGUCGACCACACUUGAUUGUCCAGAUCCAGAGCAGAAACCUCUCUGUCUGCAAAUCACCGCCGACAGCACACCGAGCCCACAGCUGACAAAUGAUAACAGCUCGUCAGGUAUUGAUGUCCACUCCCACCCAGAUGACACAGACCCUCUGGAACCAAAUGUGGACUCAAAAGGGUUCCUGCGUCUGCCCCAAACUCUGGGCCGCUACGGACCUGGUGGGAGGACUCACAUCCGAGGGCUGAGCAUGGACAGCGGGAAAGAUGCGGUUCUUCUUUCAGACCGCUCACACAACACAACUACCAUGACCAGUUCCAAAUCAGACCUGGAGGCAAAGGAGGGUCAGAUUCCCAACGAAUCAAACUUCUUGGAGUUUGUUUCCUUGUUGGGAUCCCUGAGUACCAGAGGGGGAGGUGGCGGUACACAGGAAGAGGUGAAGUCAGAGCGCAAAGAGGAAGUAGAAACUGCAGAGGAAGAGAAUCAAAGUGCACUUUCCAGACCAGAUGAAACAGUAUCAGAGACCAACACCAACAACAAACCAGAGAGACCCAAACCACCCACCAGUCUGCCUACCAACACACUACAGGCUAUACCGCCUACACAGAUCCCAAUAGUCUCUCCUGACAGUCCACAGACAGACAGAGAAAAGGAUCCAGAUUAUGAUUCCCUUCCCUCGCAAACGUCUCAAUCUGAGAGCUCCAUGCUGCAGGUCAUCUGCAGACCAGAGGCUACCAACAAAGAAGAGGCCUACACCUUUCAUACUGUUCACCGAGACAGGCCUCGUAAGCUGUAUGCAGAGAGAGCUCUCAACCUGCCGCUCGGAGCAGAGCUCAUUACCGGCAACAUGUGUGACCUGCUGUCAACUUCCUCCAACUCAGAGUGUCAGGACGCCCUGGUUGGCGGUCACAGUGACUGCCCUUUCCAGCGACGCAUCAUCCCUGCACACAGGCUUCGGCCACGAAGGACGCACCCUGAGAUCUUCCAGGAAGAGGACUCUUUGGAUGACUCUUCAGAGACGUCCACUCAGGAGAAGCCAAGCAGGAAAAUUUACUACAAACUCAAACUGUUUCCUGGGAAGUGGAUCAACAUCUUAUAUGACCGACUCACCCUGCUUGCCCUUUUGGACAGAAACCAGGAAGUUCUGGAGAAUCUAGUUGCAGUCUUCAUGGCCUUCCUGGUUUCCUUUCUGGGUUUUGUGCUUCUCAACCAUGGGUGCUUCAAAGACUUCUGGAUCUUCCAGUUCUGCCUGGUCAUCGCCAGCUGCCACUACUCAUUACUGAAGAGUGUUCAACCAGAUGCAGCUUCACCAACGCAUGGUCACAACCAACUGGUGGCCUACAGCCGAGCAGCCUACUUCUGCAUUUUCUGUGCUCUGAUCUGGCUGCUGGAGCAGCUGCUGAGGAGGAAGGACCUGCCCAUCUCUACCCUGUAUGGAGUCACCAUCGUCUGUUAUGAUGUACUGCGCUUCUUACGAGACCUCCUAGUGGGUUUUACCUACUGCUUCCCAGUCACCUUCCUUGUGGGCCUUUUCCCUCAGAUCAACACCUUCACCAUCUACCUGCUGGAGCAAAUCGACAUGCACUUUUUUGGAGGAACAGCUGCUACCAGUCUUAUUUCUGCGAUCUACAGUAUCUUGCGCAGUCUGAUUGCUCUGUCUCUGCUUUAUGGCUUUUGUUUCGGCGCUCUCAAGGAGCCAUGGGAUGAGCAGCACACACCAGCCCUGUUCUCUGGUUUCUGUGGCCUUUUAGUGGUGCUCUCCUAUCACCUCAGCCGACAGAGCAGCGACCCUUCUGUACUUGUAUCUCUGAUCAAGUCAAAGAUAAUGCCUGCUCUUGUGGAGAGUGAUGAAGAGGAGGAGGGUGAUACGAACAUUAAAGAUCCUCUGCCUGAGAAACUGCAGAAUUCCAUGAAAGAGAUUCUGCUGUCGGAUGUCAUUGUGUGCUCUGUUGCCUACAUCCUGACCUUCGCCAUCACCGCAAGUACCGUGUUUCUGUCUCUCAAGCCCUUUGUGACCAUAGUGCUAUAUGCUCUGGCGGGCACCGUGGGGUUUGUAACCCACUACCUGAUCCCCCAGCUGAGGAAGCAUCACCCUUGGUUGUGGAUCUCCCAUCCAGUCCUCAAGACCAAGGAGUACUACCAGUUUGAACCCAGAGAAGACGCAGUGCUUAUGUGGUUUGAGCGUUUGUACGUGGGGCUGCUGUGCUUUGAGAAAUACGUGGUGUACCCCGCCAUCGUGCUGAGCGCACUCACUAAUGACGGCUUUGCCCUCAGUCACCGCAAGAAGCUGGGAAUCCACUGUGAUGUUCUCCUGACGACAGUUGCCGGACUGAAGCUCCUGCGUUCAUCCUUCUGCGACCCCAGCUUCCAGUUCCUCACUCUGCUCUUUACACUCAUUUUCUUCCACUUUGACUGUCCGCGUGCCUCUGAGAGCUUCCUGCUGGACUUCUUCAUCAUGUCUAUUGUAUUCCACAAGAUGCGCGAGCUGUUGCUGAAACUCCAUUUCAUCCUGGUUUACGUCGCUCCCUGGCAGAUCGCCUGGGGCAGCGCCUUUCAUGCCUUUGCUCAGCCAUUUGCUGUGCCUCACUCAGCCAUGCUGCUGCUCCAGACUCUGCUCACCACAGUUUUCUACACCCCGCUGGCCCCCUUCCUGGGCAGUGCCAUCUUCAUUUCCUCUUAUCCACGGCCCAUUAAAUUCUGGGAGCGGAACUACAACACAAAGCGUAUCGAUAACUCCAACAGCAGGCUGGUGUCCCAGGUGGACAAGGAAACGGGUUGCGACGACAACAACCUAAACUCCAUCUUUUACGAGUACCUGACUCGCUCACUACAGCAUUCACUUUGUGGUGACCUCAUGCUGGGCCGAUGGGGCAACUACAGUGCCGGGGACUGUUUUAUUCUGGCUUCUGACUACCUCAAUGCUCUGGUCCACCUCAUAGAGAUUGGCAAUGGUUUGGUCACCUUCCAGCUGAGGGGUUUGGAGUUCAGAGGUACAUACUGUCAGCAGAGAGAGGUGGAGGCCAUCACAGAGGGCGUGGAGGAAGAUGAUGCAUGCUGCUGCUGCGAGCCGGGCCACUUGCCUCACAUGCUGUCAUGCAACGCUGCUUUUAACCUGCGCUGGCUGGCUUGGGAAGUGAUGGCCACCAAGUACCUGCUGGAGGGUUACAGCAUCAGUGAAAACAAUGCUGCCACCAUGCUGCAAGUGUACGAUCUUCGAAAGCUGCUCGUCACCUACUACCUGAAGAGUAUUAUCUACUACUUGGUCCACUCUCCCAAACUGUCUACCUGGCUCAAGGAUGUCACCAUUCAGGAGGCGCUGCAGUCCUACACCAAGUGGCACCACAUUGAGCGCGACCCUCAGGUCUUUAGUGUGAAGAUCGAUGAAGACUACGUGCAUUGCCUGCAGGGAGUGACACGUGCCAGCUUCUGCAACGUCUACCUGGAGUGGAUCCAGUACUGUGCUGGAAAAAUGGAGACGCCUGUGGAGAGUGAUGAAGACUCUCCUCUGGUCACUCUGUCUUAUGCUCUCUCCGUCCUGGGGAGGAGAUCCCUCGGCACUGCUUCACACAACAUGUCCAACAGCCUUGAAUCAUUUCUGUACGGUUUCAACACCCUGUUUAAAGGCGACUUUCGCAUAGCCAGUAAGGACGAAUGGGUUUUCGCUGAUCUGGAUCUCCUCCAGAAGGUGGUGGCUCCUGCUGUCAGAAUGAGCCUCAAAUUACAUCAGGAUCACUUCACUUGUCUGGAAGAGACCGAGGAAGCAUCUAUCUUGUAUGAAGCCAUCACAAACUACCGCAGCAACCUCGUAAUCUGCCACGAGAGCGACCCCGCUUGGCGUAAGGCUGUGCUGUCAAGCCGAGACACACUGCUCACUCUGAGACACAUGAUCGAUGACGGCACAGACGAGUAUAAGAUCAUCAUGCUGUACAAACGCCACCUCAGCUUCAAAGUCAUCAAGAUCAAUAAGGAGUGUGUGCGAGGUCUCUGGGCAGGACAACAGCAGGAGUUGAUAUUUCUAAGGAAUCGAAACCCGGAGCGUGGCAGCAUCCAGAACUCAAAGCAAGCACUGAGGAACAUGGUCAACUCUUCUUGUGACCAGCCGCUGGGGUACCCCAUGUAUGUGUCACCUCUGACAACAUCAUACGCGGGAACGCACCGUACGCUGCGCAGCAUCGGAGGAGGGGCUUUAAGCCUGGAUGCCAUUCGUUCCUGGCUCUGCUCUAAAUGGCUGCGGGUACGUAAGGACAACCUGACCAGCUGUAACAGUGGCAUGAACGUGGAGGAUGUGGACUGUGGUGCUGGUGGGUCGUCCUCGCUGAGCCACAACCGCCCAUCCUCUGUCACAUCCAACAGCCUGAGCCAGCACAGAGCCAGGACGACACACAGCCACAGACACCACAAUGCCGCCAGGAGAGAGUACCGCAGUCGGUCAGUGCAGCCUCAGAGUCAACGUCCCCCUGUCACCAGCCAGUCUGGCCCUAUCCUGGACUCAGGCUCCACCAACGGCCUUGUUCAGCGUCUGUCCAAUAGUCAGCUGUCCUUUAACACCUCCAUAGCUUCUAUAUUCUCCCAGGUCCCUCGUCUCUCAGGAGCAGGUGGCAUAAGCUCACAGCUCCAGGCAGCGCAGCAUCAGCAGCGCUCCAGUCAGGUCUCCUCAUCUUCAUCCACACUCAGCUUGCUGUUUGGGAAGCGAAGUUUCUCCAGUGGCCUGGUUAUCUCUGGGCUGUCUGCUGCAGAAGGGGGCAACACCACAGAUACACAGUCCUCAUCCAGUGUCAACAUCGCCAUCGGGCCCUCACAUAGGUCCAGCAGCAGAGCCACACAGUGGACAUCAGAGCCAUAUGAGAGUAUAGAUGUGGCCAAUUCCAACGCUGCAAUCACAGUGAAGGAUGAAACACAGUUAAGCGAGCAGGCCUGCAGCCAGGGAUUAGACAAGACCCAGGAGGAUUCAGCAUCUGCCUCAACAGCUCCUGAGCCAACUGAUCAAAAGACUGUCUGAGAGCGAAAACACAUCUGUGAGAGUGCCCAUACUCAUGCCCAUAUACAGAGAGGACUGUAUGAAGAGUUAUACACACAUGCAUAAGAAAGAUUGUAUGAGAGAGCACCCAUGCACACAAACCUGCCUCCUCUGUCCUCAGCAUGUGGUCUCACCCUGUUGUCUGAAUGUAAAGUCUGAAAAUAUGGUCUUUGAUG